Molecule: messenger RNA, 1086 nt
Organism: Ostrinia nubilalis (European corn borer)
Lineage: Eukaryota; Metazoa; Arthropoda; Insecta; Lepidoptera; Crambidae
Product: cell adhesion molecule Dscam1-like
Exons: 11
Coding region: 1-1086 (361 amino acids)
Biological process (GO): cell-cell adhesion
Molecular function (GO): protein binding
Source: RefSeq, a predicted model, not a curated record
AUGAGGGUAAAGAUCUCUGAAGCGAAGACUGACGACGGCCUAACCAGCAUUCUGGAGCUGAUGCAGACGGAGACGAGCGAUGGAGCCUUGUACCAGUGUCGAGCUGGCAACCCAUUCGGCGCUGAUGUGUUCAGCGUGCAUCUUACUAUUUUGGAACCACCAUCACCCCCAACGGACUUAUCCGUGGAUUCCAUCAAGAGUCGAUGGGUGAAGCUCUCCUGGCGCGACAUGGCUCGCUCCCUGGCGCAGUUCUACAGUCUUCAGAUCACCAACAGCCAGCGGCUGGCCUGGUCGAGUGCCAGGACUAUCAAUGUCACCAGGCUAGACGACAUCCGCCACUCCAUCGAGAUCGAAGACCUCCAGCCUGCCACAGGUUACACCGCGAGGGUCGCUGGAGGGAACCAGGCGGACCUCAGUCACUACUCUACACCUGUGAGGUUCACCACCACUGAGGAGGCCCCAUCAUCACCACCUCUCGGAGUGCAACUGGAACAAACUGACUCCCCUGGAGAGCUCAGGGUGAAGUGGCUACCUCCACCGGCUGAUGCUCACAACGGCCUGAUCAUUGGGUAUCGGGUGAAGGCUGUUCCUCAACUCAAUGGGAUGAUAGAGACCGAAGAAGCCAGCGAUAAGACCAUAAAAACUACCUCCUUAUAUUCCAAGCAGGAGACUGUUAUUACGGGAUUACUUAAAGGCGUGAGGUACGCAGUAUCCAUAGCAGCGUUCAACGGGGCCGGCUCAGGGCCGUAUUCGAUUCCUUUGUUUCAAGACACCAGGGAAGGCGCCCCAGAAGAGGCGCCAUCUUCAGUGGAAUGUGGCGGAGUGACGUCAAGCGCUCUGCGAGUGAGUUGGCAGCCGAUACCGCCGCACCGACAGGCUGGGGCACUGAUCGGGUACAAUGUGCUCUAUGCUGCGCAGGGUCGACAAUGGAUCAAUGCUACUUCGCUAGUCACUGAACUACGGCUUCAAAGCUUGAUGAAAUUCACCAACUAUACUGUAAAGGUGGCUGGCUUCUCAAACUACGGGCUGGGGCCGUUCUCCUUCCCCAUUGUCUGCUCGACACUCCAAGACGGACAAGACGCGUGA